Drosophila novamexicana is the source of this 1068-nucleotide messenger RNA. RefSeq names its product protein takeout-like. The record is from RefSeq and is a predicted model, not a curated record. NCBI's taxonomy places the organism in Eukaryota, Metazoa, Arthropoda, Insecta, Diptera, Drosophilidae. The coding region runs from base 59 to 820 and encodes 253 amino acids. The transcript is spliced from 3 exons.
UCAGACGUUAAUUAAUAUUAUUGUGUGAACUGUUGUGCUAACAAGUUCUUAAAGCAUUAUGAAGUGUUUCGUUGAAAUAUAUUUAAAGAUAACAUUGCUGUGCCUCACGUGGAAGUCUCUUAUCUGCGCUCUACAGAUACCUUCAGAUAUCGAGAAAUGCCAUUUUGGAGAUGGCAAAUGCAUUGCAAAGAGUACAAAUCAAUUUAUACGUCGCUAUGCCAAAGGUGAUGCUAAAAUUGGUUUACCGCCCUUCGAUAAUAUUCAAGUGGACGACAUCACACUCAUAAACUCACCCGGGCCCCUUUGGAUAAGCUACACGUUGAAGAAUCAGGUUCUCAAGGGUUUUGAAAAUGCAACUAUCAUAUCUCUGUCGGGACUAGACCGCGAACCGGAACAAAAUAAAUUAGAAGUGAAAUUGAAAAUUCCAAGUCUCGCCAUGCAUGGCAACUACGAGCUCCGUGGGCGUGGCAUUAUAGUUUAUACGAACUCAAGUGGUUCUACGAAAUCGGAUAUGCAGAAUGUGCGCAUAACGAUCACAAUUAAGGGCUUCAUCGAGUAUCGCAAUAAGAAACGCUAUCUAAAGGUCUACGAUAUGGCACCAAUCUUCGAACUGGAUCGUUGGAUAUUGUCGGCUGAUAAUCUAUUUAAGGAGAACACCGAUCUAACUGUUUUACUCAAUCGCGUGAUCAACGAAAAGUGGAUUGAGUUUUGGAACGAAAUCGAAUCAACCAUUUUGCCUGUCUAUACUCGAAGCUUUGUCAAUCUUAUCAAUAAGUUUGCACAAGCUAUUCCCUAUGAUGAUAUGUUUUUACCGGAUUGAAAGAUUGAAUGAUGAAAGCUCGCAAAGCUGAAAGCAUUUUACUUAUGGUAAUGCUUAUCGAUAUAUUGUAUAGCUUCAAGAGUCAAGUACAAUAACAUUUGUGAUAGUUUCUUCAAUUCAAACUGAUUGAAAUAAAAUUAAUAAUUUUUUUGGUACCAUAUACGAUCAAAAAUAUUUCUACUCAAAUUAAAUUUUGAAGUUCGGCUGAACAAUUACAUAAUUAUUCUGAGAUUAAAAGAAAUUCUUAU